GAUGUUGAAAUGUCUUUACAUCAACUUAUCUUCAGUCUAUCUCAGUUCUAUUAAUAGUGUAAAUAUGUCAACUAAAACGUUUGGUGCAGCACCCCAAUUAGCUACGCAUGCCUGAUGUUUUUUCUUUAUUCUCAAACCAGUUGCGCAAGUUGUCCAGCGUAUCACGGUGUGAGCCGGCGUGACGCGGUGCCUGCCCGGGUAUCGGCGGCGGAGAGAGGCUUAAAGAGACAACAGCAGAAUCAUAGCAACUUGAGGGCAAGAGAAACGCAAUGAGAAAGAUACCCACAAACGAAGAACCAUGACUUCGACUGCAUUUCGAUAGCUGACAUUCAAAGAUAUCCAGCUAACAUCAAACCUAUCGGAUUCCUGUCUUUCUCAUCGCUGUUUUCUUUGACUCUGGGUUGCCACGUCUGAUGCAGCCCUGCAACAUGGAGAGUGUUCACUGUGUCACUGAAGGCUGACCAGAAGGAAUGAGGAACUUCAGGAGAUGUUCCAAAGUGGCCUUGUGGAUGCAGUAGCUGGGUUUCGGAGUGCUUUUUUAUGACUAGUAUUGUAUGUGUGUCUGUGGGCACAUACUCUCACAACCUGCCUAUUCUUCAGGCACGGACGUGCUACUCUGAGACUGGAGCUGGAGAAAACCCAAGAUUGGAGCCCCUCUAGUAAACAAGAAACGCAAAGUAAAAAGGGAAGCACUCAUCAGAAGAGCUGUUGGAUUGACACACAGGGCACUUCAACUCAUUUAAGUGUCUUCUGAACCAUUGCACAUUUGAACAGCAACACCUUCCUCUGUCCUGUGAGAUUGUGUCUCCCUACCCCUCCUUAAAGAGUCCUCUGUCCUUGUCAUUGGAGUUUCUAUGAUUUGCAUGGCUGGCGAAUAACCGUGGAGAGGCCAGGAUAUCACAAGCUUAUGGAUUUUGAUAAGAGAGGGGGCAAAGGAGAGACAGAGGAAGGGAAAAAGAUGUCUAAGACAACAGGCAGCAGGACUGGACAUGGGGGCCGGAGUUCGGGGACCAAUUCUGGAGUGCUUAUGGUUGGCCCAAACUUCCGUGUGGGUAAAAAAAUUGGCUGCGGGAACUUUGGAGAGCUGCGGUUGGGAAAGAAUCUCUAUACUAACGAAUAUGUGGCCAUCAAAUUGGAACCUAUAAAGUCCAGGGCACCGCAGCUCCAUUUGGAGUAUAGAUUUUACAAACAGUUGGGGAAUUCAGAGGGAAUCCCACAGGUGUACUACUUUGGUCCAUGCGGGAAAUACAACGCCAUGGUACUGGAGCUGCUUGGGCCCAGUCUAGAGGACCUGUUUGACCUCUGUGACCGCACCUUCUCCCUCAAGACCGUCCUCAUGAUAGCCAUACAGCUGAUAACGCGGAUGGAGUAUGUCCACACCAAGAGUCUGAUAUACAGAGACGUGAAGCCAGAAAACUUCCUUGUUGGGCGGCCAGGAAGCAAGAGGCAGCACACGAUCCACAUCAUUGACUUUGGUCUGGCCAAAGAGUACAUAGACCCUGAGACCAAAAAACACAUCCCCUACCGUGAGCACAAGAGUCUGACUGGGACAGCACGCUACAUGAGCAUCAACACACACUUGGGAAAGGAGCAAAGCAGAAGGGAUGAUUUGGAGGCACUGGGUCACAUGUUCAUGUACUUCCUCCGAGGUAGCCUCCCCUGGCAGGGCCUAAAGGCAGAUACUUUGAAGGAGAGGUAUCAGAAAAUUGGAGACACCAAACGAGCGACACCCAUUGAAGUGCUUUGUGAAAGCUUCCCUGAAGAGAUGGCCACCUAUCUGCGCUAUGUAAGGAGGCUGGACUUCUUUGAGAAGCCUGAUUAUGACUAUUUAAGGAAGCUCUUCACUGAUCUGUUCGACAGGAACGGUUAUGUCUUUGACUAUGAAUAUGACUGGGUCGGCAAAUCACUUCCCACACCGAUAGGUCCCAUCCCCAGUGACACGCCCCUGCAGCCCAGCAGCAGAGACAAAGCACAACAGCAGACCAAAAACCAGGUGAUGAGCUCAACGAAUGGUGAGCUGAACACUGAUGAUCCCACAGCUGGACACUCUAACGCUCCCAUCACCGCUCCCACCGAGGUUGAAGUGUCUGACGAAACCAAGUGCUGUUGUUUCUUUAAAAGGAGAAAGAGGAAAGCCCUCCAGAGGCACAAGUGAAAGAAGAGAGUGGAGAGAACUUGAAACAUUGUGGUCACUGUCAAGUUUUAAAUGGAAGCAACUACACAGACCCCCACUGUCCCUUAUCUCUUUCCAGUUUCCCCCUCACCUCUUUAUCCCUCUCACCUUCUCCCCACUGUCACUCUGUACCUCACCCCCUCGCGCUCUCUCUUUCUCGUUCUCAGUGCUCCCCGGCUACUGGGAGUUAAAGGAAUGUUGCAGUUCUACUGACUCCACAACAAGACUCUUGAUUCCUUUAUCGACAAAAAAAUAAACGUAUCUGCAUUACAGAGGGGCUUGAGAAAAAGUUAAAAAGCUGUAACAAUGAAACACGAAUACCGUGGCGUGAAUAUGAAAAAAAGAUACUGUUUGAAACAGACGUUUAUUCUAGAUUCCACAAGAACGUGUGUUGGUCCAACAGUCAGCUGUUGAUCAGGGGAACCAUCGAGUGGUUCAAGUGAAAGAAAUCUGCUCCGUGGGAUUUAUUUUUCCUUUUCUUCCUUUGGUGUGUGUUUUGGGAUCAAGGUAAAGAGGAAAAGGUGAACUAUGAUGAUGUUGAGUUUGAGUGACACAGGAAGCAUUUCAUCUAUAAAACAGAAUUUGGAGGAUUUUAAUGUUUUUUUUCUUUAUAUUUUCUUUCUUUUUUGUAAUUGAAUCCUCAAUUUUCGAAAUCAAAGCCCUGCAUUGAAAACGUAUUUUUAUGUUUUAGUGUUCUGGAGUUCAAGUCUUUUCCUCACUCAAGUUUUCUUUUUGUCUGUCAAUGUGGACUUUGUAGCACAGUCACUGGCCUCAGGUACUGUGGAAGAUUGAGAGAAAUGGAUAUGAAGCUCUCUUAUUAUUAUUGCACUUUGGAAAAAGAAAAAAAAAGAAAACAAUUACAGUGGAAAACUUUAGGAUUGAAAUUAACAAUUAAGAAAACAAGUUAAUAAAGACUGAUCUAGGAAGAGUCCUUCACCACGCUUAUAUCUGAGUUAUGGCCGAAAAAUUUACAUGAAGAAAAAAGGAGAUGUGUCUUUCGAUUUUUACUUCUCACAUCAAAAUAAUUUACCAGGAAAUCAUAGUUUGUGCCUUUCUAAGUAAACGUUUUAAAGCUCAAGUGGGUGUCCCGCAAUGACAUUUUAUCUACUCUGUCACAAAUACUCUCUGUGUGUGUGUGUGUGUGUGAGAGAGAGAGAGAGAGAGAGAGAGAAAGUAGUUUAAUAUGUUUAAUGAACGUGUGCACAUCACUUGCUCUCACAUAGUAUACUUCCCUUCAUCUGCUGUGACAAUCAACACACAUGUACAGUGGUGGUGUUUGGAUUGGAGAGAUCAGUACUGUGUGUGUGUGUGUGUGUGUGUGACAGAGAGAGAGAGAGAGUGUGUGUGUGUGUGUGUGUGAGUGAGUGAGUGAGAGAGAGAGAGAGUGUGAGGUCUCACUGACAACCCAAAUCUGUCUGAACCAUUGUUUCAUUUUGUCAGGAAGUCACAGACAGACCGCUCAAUGAGGUUUACUUUGUAUGAGGUACAUCAUGUCUAUGAAGUUAAUGGACUGCUGUUUCUGAAAACAAAGAAGCCUUCCAAAAAGUCAGUGUACUGAACUGGAAAAACAAUUGCCCUUUGAGUUCCUUGUUGCUGCUAACAACUGUAGUUUCAUGUAGGGCUGCAACUAAUGAUUAUUUUCAUUAUCAAUUAAUCUGCUGACUAUUUUUUUUAAUUAAUCAUUUGGACUUUAAAACAUCAGAAAACUGCAAAUAAUUACCAUACAAUUAUCCCAGGCCCCACAUCAUCAAAUGUCUUAUUUUCUCCAACUAACAGUCCAAAACACUAAAAUAUUAAUUUAACUAUAAUGUAAGACUAAGAAAAGUAGAGAAUAUUCAGUCAAAGGCCUGGAACCAUCAAUGUUUGGCAUUUUUGCUUAAAAAAUGAUUAAUUGAUUAAAAGAAUAGUUCCUGAUUAAUUUUCUUUUUUUAUUGACUAUAAUCAUUGCAGCUCUAGUUUCAUGUGUCUCUUUGUUUCUUUUAUAUGUGUUCUUUGUUUCCUGGCCAAGAUGAACGAUGUAUGUCUUGCUUGGUGCUCUGUCUGUGUUCAGGAGUGUUUAAAUUUCCCCGAAUGUUUCAAGCUCAUCAGAGAUUGCAACUUUUAUGGCCUUCAGUUAUUUAAAGGAGUAAUCCAGCGAUUUUAAUAUUGCCCAUGCUUUAAGUUGGCUCACUCACAAGGCAUUACAAUAAAGUGGUCUAUCAAAGCAGUAGUAGUCAAGAUAUCCUGACUAGUGAGUCCAAUUCCCCAAAAUACUGGAUCCUACAUUUCUCAUAAUGCAACUGGAGUGUCUUUCAUUAGAUCUUUAUUUCUGCCUCCUAAAUCCCCCCUCCAUAAAUCACCCUUGCCCAGUUUGUAAUGGAGGCAUCCUGUUAAAAAAGAGAAUUGCCGAGCCCAGGAGGAAGCAACCCCGAGGAGAUCGUUAUUAUAUCUUAGGGCUUAUUAUUUAAGAAUAAAGAAAGCUCCCAGCGGUGAAUAGCUUAACUUCAUGAGUAAAAUCAGUCGAGUGUCCCAUUUAAAAAAUAAAAAGACACCACUUGAGCCUCAUUAUUAUAAUCCCUUCUAGUCUAACUUUAGACAACUGACUGAGCAGUAAUGUCACCACUGAGUGAGAACGAUGACCACGAACACACGUGUCAAAAAUAAGAAACGGAAGGUUAGGUUGUUUUUCCUCUUCAGAGCAAUACAUAUUGCAAAUGUAUAAAUCCACACUGAUGGAUUGAAAACAAAUACUAGACGUCAGAGGCCAUUUGAGAUGCUGCAUUUCAUUUCAUUGUCAAUUUCAACACAAUUCACCCAAACAACAUCUGCUAAUGGGGGGGGGGGGGGGGGGGGCUCUAUUGAUUUUAAGUUCUGAAGGAGAGAUUAAUAUGUGUUUGUAAAAGCAUGAGUUCGAGGACUAAAGGAGUUUCCGUGCUUGAAUCACUCAUGCGAACAACAGAAAGGGAAACAAACAUGUGGGAACUGUCGGCCUAUUGUAACUCAGUUUUCGAAACCUCUAAUUAACCAUCUAAUUGAUGCUGCACCGUAGGCGUGUACAUUGCAGAGCUGUAUAACUCUAAAGACAACACAAAUGCAGUUGCUCGGAGGACGACGCUGCACCAGCGCGCCUUUGCGCGUGAAGUCGUCGUAUGUAACUCAAGUGCCGCUGAAAAGCUUUUGUUGGCGCAUUAAAUUAUUCUCUGAAAGCUAAGCGGUUCAGCUGAACCACCUUGGCAUAAUCCAUUACACUGCGUUUAUUAUAUGAUUUGAUAAUUGAAAUCUUUUUAUUUUUUUUUGGGAGAUGCUCAGACCAAGGUUGAACUGUGUUUUUGCUCAGCGUCUGUUAGUGUAACUAUUUGCAUUAUGUAUUUGUAAAUAUGACAACGACAGAUCUCUAAUUGUGAAUAAAGGAAGUUUUAUCACAGGAGUCAAAUCAA
This is a messenger RNA of Cyclopterus lumpus (lumpfish), 5589 nucleotides long. It is a transcript of the gene csnk1g2b, whose product is annotated as casein kinase 1, gamma 2b. NCBI's taxonomy places the organism in Eukaryota, Metazoa, Chordata, Actinopteri, Perciformes, Cyclopteridae. The record is from RefSeq and is a predicted model, not a curated record. The transcript is spliced from 11 exons. The coding region runs from base 908 to 2155 and encodes 415 amino acids. Gene Ontology annotation, cellular component: plasma membrane; nucleus; cytoplasm. Gene Ontology annotation, molecular function: ATP binding; protein serine/threonine kinase activity. Gene Ontology annotation, biological process: peptidyl-serine phosphorylation; endocytosis; signal transduction.